UGACCCUGCACCUAAUCUCUUCUCUUCUCAUCUCCACAUUUUCCUUCACUUUCACUCCCAUUAAACUUUUCCCAGAAAAAAAAGAAGAAAAGGAAACCAGUUGGAAAAUGAAAACACCCCACCACCACCACCAACCAUCCCUUUCCGACUAAAAUUUCAGUCUUCACUUUCUUGUCUUAAUAUCACCACAACAAAGAAGACCUAGACAUACACUCAUUGUUUGUUUAUUUUUGUAUUUUACUGAAUAUUGUUGUAUACUAGUGUUUUGAUAGUUUGGGAGGCGAUGGGAUCGUCGCUUUCCAACUUGACGGAGGGCUCGAAUGGUUCGGCUAUGGGUCCUGGUUUAGGGGACAUACCAGAGGGAUGCGUUGCCUGCGUUUUCACGUACCUGACGCCGCCGGAAAUUUGCAAUUUGGCCCGAUUGAAUCGUGCGUUUCGCGGUGCUGCAUCUUCCGAUUCUGUCUGGGAGACUAAGUUGCCUGCUAAUUACCAGGAUCUGCUCGAUUUGCUGCCCCCUGAGCGGUACCUCAACCUUUCCAAGAAGGACCUAUAUUCCAUCCUCUCCCGCCCAGUUCCGUUCGACGAUGGCAAUAAGGAGGUUUGGCUGGACAAAGUGACUGGCAGGGUAUGCAUGGCAAUAUCUGCCAAGGCAAUGGCAAUAACUGGGAUCGAAGAUCGAAGAUAUUGGAAUUGGGUUCCUACGGAAGAAUCUAGAUUUCAUGUCAUCGCAUAUUUGCAGCAAAUAUGGUGGUUUGAAGUAGAUGGAGUUGUAAGAUUUCGUCUUCCUGCUGAUAUCUAUACAUUGUCAUUCAGGCUUCACCUUGGACGGUUUUCCAAAAGACUUGGACGACGUGUGUGCAACUAUGAGCAUGCCCAUGGUUGGGAUAUAAAGCCUGUACAAUUUGAGUUGUCUACUUCUGAUGGUCAGCAAGCAUUAUGUGAGUGCUGCUUGGAUGACAUGGGGGAGGAUGUUGUGAUUGGAGGCCAUAAACGCGGAUGCUGGAUUGAGUAUAAGGUUGGCGAGUUCAUUGUCACUGACUCAGAAGUUGCAACUGAAGUGAGAUUUUCCAUGAAACAGAUUGAUUGCACUCACUCCAAAGGUGGGCUAUGUGUAGAUUCUGUAUUUAUCAUACCUAGUGACCUGAAAGAGCAUAGAAAAAAAGGAGUUUGGAACUAGCCAGGAACACGACGUGGAUGAUGUUUGAUAGUGAUUUAGUGAUCCCUGCAUUUUGUAGUUGGGGUUUAUUAUACAACUUCCUACUGAUGGUAUUUCAUAUUUUGGAGUAUUCUAGUUGAGUAGGCACGUCAGAAUGGUUGUGAUUUUCUCUGCUGUGUAUUUGAUCCAUUUUUGUCUCUCUUAUACAUAUCUGUCGAUGAAGAUGACAUCAAAAGAAAAAAAAAUAUGUUUUCUCAUGUCUGGGCUGGCUGUCAUUAUUUUUUUGUUAGUUUGAGAGUGACAAGAAAUAUUUUCUCCCUUGUAUUUAUCCAUAUUACGGGAGAACAUUUGUCCUAUCACUAGAAAUCGAGUUCUCCCCUUGUUUUAUUGUGUUGUCA
Tripterygium wilfordii is the source of this 1554-nucleotide messenger RNA. RefSeq names its product F-box protein PP2-A15-like. Bases 284 to 1177 code for a protein of 297 amino acids. NCBI's taxonomy places the organism in Eukaryota, Viridiplantae, Streptophyta, Magnoliopsida, Celastrales, Celastraceae. Gene Ontology annotation, molecular function: protein binding. The record is from RefSeq and is a predicted model, not a curated record. The transcript has 3 exons.